This is a messenger RNA of Cryptomeria japonica (Japanese cedar), 2265 nucleotides long. RefSeq lists its product as uncharacterized. Bases 486 to 1970 code for a protein of 494 amino acids. The record is from RefSeq and is a predicted model, not a curated record. The transcript is spliced from 2 exons. NCBI's taxonomy places the organism in Eukaryota, Viridiplantae, Streptophyta, Pinopsida, Cupressales, Cupressaceae.
UAAAGAAAAGAGGGAAAAUUGUAGUUAAACGAGGAAAAGCUUUGAAGCCCACCAGUUGAAGGCCCACCCACGAGAAUAUAUAUGUAUUCUUGUGUCUGAAGAAUGAUUAAAGAUGUGGUCUUCCAUUGAGACACAACACCUUUAUCUCCAGAAAAUAAUCUCACCUUCAUUUCAUGUCGGCGAAGUAUUGUUUGGAUCGGCCAUAGCAUUCGACACACCCUUGUUAAUCAUUCGUUUCUUCUAUAGCAAUUCAAAAUCCAAGGGAAAGGGGAAAUUCCCAAAUCCCAAGCAAGAAGAUCAGAAUGAGGAAUUGCUUGUACUUGGGAAGUUGCAUUGCUCACAACUCUGACGAUUUUCUAUAAGACCACUUCAGCUUUCAGUGCAGUUAUACUCAUCAAUUAGGUCUUGAAUUCUCCGGGGCACCUAGCUGUCAAGACACAAAAUUUUUAUAGUUUGUAGUCAGGACCGAAGCUACAUUUUCAGAGAUGCAGAAGGCUUCUUCUAUCAAAGGUUUCUCAAGUUUGGUACAGUCUAAGAACAAUCUCGUAGACAGAGAGGGUUCAUGGAAUGUAAGAGGAGGAAGCUCUGCUCGGUUUGCAGAUUUAGGGUUUAUUAGCAGUAAGCAUAGGAAGGUUAGAUAUUCUCAUGGCAAGAAUUUAAACAAAGUUUUGGGCAGAAAGUGUAUUACUGGUUUAAGGUGCACAGGAAAUGAUAGACUCAGACUUGGGCAAUCUUGUAAGAAACAGGACGUUGAGGGGCAUGCUGUUUCAGAUUCUAAAGAUGAGAAUGGAAUCUCCCAUAACUCUAUUGUGAGCCAAGAGGAUUUGCAAUCUGAAAUCAGUGGUGGUUCCCAUUCUUCUCCAGUAGAAAAUUUACGGCCUAGAACUGAGGGUAUGGUAUUUGGUCUAGGACAGCCUGGUUCAUGGGAUAGCAUGGAGGUUGGAUGCCCAGUUGUGAGAAGAUAUCUGGGUGAUAAUGAGCAAAGAUGGUAUAUGUGGUAUUAUGGAAGGAAAAAGGGUUCUCGAGAUUCAGUGGGCCUAACAGUGUCAGCUAAUGGAAUUCAUUGGCAAAGAGGGACUGGACGCAUUGAGACUGAUGAUGAUGUUGGUAUUGUCAUGGAAUGCAGUGAGGAUUGGUGGGCCUUUGAUACUGAGAUUGUUCGGCCAUCUGAUAUUCUUAUACUGUCUAGUGAGAAGCUGAAAGCCUCAAGUGGGGUUUAUUGGAUGUAUUAUUCAGGAUGCAAUGCAGAUGAGAUAAAUGUUCCCCAAGUGUUGCUUGGGAACCCUUGGAUGUUUGAGGAGACUGGUCUUGAAUCGACUCUAUUUAGGUCUCUUCCAGGCCUGGCCAUGAGUCCUGAUGGCAGAAAUUGGGCUAGAAUAGAGGGAGAUCAUCACAGUGGUGCACUUUUUGAUGCUGGUACAGAAGGAGAGUGGGAUUCACUUUCUGUUGGUUCACCUCAAGUUGUUUUCCACAGUCCUGAUGACCUCCGAAUGUACUACCAUUCCCUUGAUGUUAAAUCUGGUUGUUUUGCAGUAGGUGUUGCAAGAUCUAGAGAUGGUGUUAAAUGGGUUAAGCUAGGAAAGAUUUUAGAGGGGGGACCUCCAGGAUCUUUUGAUGAGAUUGGUAUCACUGCACGGCAGGUGAUCAGCAAUCAAAAUGGACAUGGAUAUAUGAUGAUCUAUGAGGGUGUUGCUGCAGAUGGAACCAGAAGCAUUGGAUUAGCAAGGUCUUCUGAUGGCCUGAAAAAUUGGAUAAGGUGCCAAAAUGAGCCUGUGUUUAGACCUGCUACUUCCUCAAAUUCAUGGGAUAAUAGAGGAGUUGGAUCCCCUUGUCUGGUGCAGAUGGAUGAAAAUGAAUGGCGCCUCUAUUACCAAGGUGUGGGAAGUGCAGGAAGAUCUGGAAUUGGGUUAGCAAUAUCGACAGAUGGUAGUCUCACUAACUUUCAAAGGUGGCACGGAUUCCAUGUUUAGAAAGAAAAAUAUGAAGAGGGCGAUCAAUCAAAUGCAGCUUGAAUGGUUUGGGCAAAGGCUUUGCUGGCAUCUCUUAAACUAAGUGCAUUUGUUCGCCCAAUAUAUGGCAAAGUUAAACUAGCUAAUUGUUCACUGCUUUGAAUUGUCCAGUGGCAUUGUUGAACUCAAUACCUGGACAUCAGGCUUCCAUUAGUACAUCCAUUUUACCAAGUGUCCAGUAAGUAAUCAUGAAUUUCAUGCCAUGUAAAGGCAGAUUCGGAUUGAGGGUUUCAUGAGAAUAUUUUUUUGUCUCAGA